CCGACGACGGCUCCCUAUAAAUAACCGGCCCCUUCCACCGAAGCUCCGCUCCCAACCCCCUCUUUCUUUUUUUUCUCUGGUCAUUUCGCCUCUGACGAAUCCAACACACACCCAUUCCCCAAACGGCCAAGCCAAGCCAAGCCAAUCGCGCGCGGCGAUAGCAAGAAGCUAGCUAAAUCCGGAGGAGGAGGAGGAAGAGUCGCCGGCGAGCGAGCAGCAAUGCCUUACUGCGAGGUGGACCGGUACCAGAACGGCGAUAAGUCGGAGGGCGUCCGGCUCUUCUACCGCCGCUACGGCCGCGGCGCCACCAAGGUGCUCCUCAUCAUCGGAUUGGCGGGGACGCACGACUCGUGGGGCCCGCAGAUAAAGGGGCUGACCGGGUCACUGGAGCCCGCCGACGACGAGGCCCCGCGGGCGGACGAGGAGGCCGGCGCGGCGGAGGGGGAGCAGACCGGCGACGGCGACGGCAUCGAGGUCUGCUGCUUCGACAACCGCGGCGUCGGCCGCAGCUCCGUGCCCCCGCACAAAUCCUAUUACUCGACUGCGAUCAUGGCCAGGGACGCCUUGGCCUUGAUGGAUCAUUUGGGGUGGAAGAAAGCCCACGUGUUUGGCCACUCCAUGGGCGCGAUGAUUUCUUGCAAGCUAGCGGCGAUGGCGCCUCACCGGUUGUGCUCACUGGCAUUGCUUAAUGUCACCGGAGGUGGCUUUCAGUGCUUCCCAAAGGUAGAUGGGCAGAUGCUAUCUCUUGCAUUCCGUUUCUUAAGGGCAAGAACUCCAGAGCAAAGAGCUCUUGUGGACUUGGAAACCCACUAUACGAAGGAAUACCUAGAAGAGAGUGUUGGAUCGUGCACAAGGAGAAUGAUCCUCUAUCAGGAAUAUGUCAAGGGCAUAUCAUCGACAGGGAUGCAAUCUAACUGCGGUUUUGAAGGGCAAGUUAGUGCAUGCUGGACUCACAAAAUGACUACUAAAGAACUAGAUACAAUACGUUCUGCCGGUUUUCUAAUUUCAGUCAUUCACGGGAGGUAUGACAUUAUUGCACAAUUGUGCCAUGCAAGACGUCUUGCAGAGAGGCUUCUCCCUGCUGCUAGAAUGGUAGAACUUCAUGGAGCACAUCUAGUGAGCCAUGAAAGACCAAACGAGGUGAACAAUGCGCUUAUGGAUUUGAUAAAGGCCACCAAAUCUGCGAUGAAACCUGAAGAGUGGUCGUCCCAGCCAGAGAAUGCAUCAGAAACCGGAGCACUUAUUUCUGCAAGACCUAUUACCGUCACGAUGCGAACAGAUGAAGGUGCAAAUGCCGCCGUAGCAGUAUAUAACUUGCUUGGCAAGCUGCAACUAAGCUUUCUUUAUCUCAUAGGGGUGAUAGUGAUGGGGUUUGAGCACAUGAUGAACAUUGUAAGAGUAAUGAAGCCAGUAAGGGUUGCAGCAAUUGAGUCAUAACUCAUAAGAAACAACAUGUCAAUUAUUCUCGAAAUAGUGGGGGAGUCGAGAUGAUAAUUCAACUUCUCCCCAAUACCUCGGAGAUGAUUUUAGAAUAGCAUCUCCAAAAAAUGUGAAACUUUUCCGAGAAAACGCUUGCUCUUAGCAGAAUAAUACGACACGAGAACAUGGACGAUUCAUAGUGCACGCCUGGACAGAAGUGUCGCAGGGCACGGUUGUUGUAUGUACCUGUAAGAGUCUGUAACUUUUUUCUAUUUCACGGCCACAUGCCGCGCUGGUGCUGUCACCAUUCUCCUGUAUCAUACUGAGAUCAUAAAAUCGUUUCUUCGAUGCCUCUUUUC
Phragmites australis (common reed) is the source of this 1778-nucleotide messenger RNA. RefSeq lists its product as uncharacterized. The transcript has 11 exons. NCBI's taxonomy places the organism in Eukaryota, Viridiplantae, Streptophyta, Magnoliopsida, Poales, Poaceae. The record is from RefSeq and is a predicted model, not a curated record. The coding region runs from base 220 to 1437 and encodes 405 amino acids.